Rosa chinensis is the source of this 1918-nucleotide messenger RNA. Its product is annotated as fumarate hydratase 1, mitochondrial. Gene Ontology annotation, biological process: tricarboxylic acid cycle; malate metabolic process; fumarate metabolic process. Bases 139 to 1623 code for a protein of 494 amino acids. Gene Ontology annotation, molecular function: fumarate hydratase activity. The transcript has 17 exons. NCBI's taxonomy places the organism in Eukaryota, Viridiplantae, Streptophyta, Magnoliopsida, Rosales, Rosaceae. The record is from RefSeq and is a predicted model, not a curated record. Gene Ontology annotation, cellular component: mitochondrion; tricarboxylic acid cycle heteromeric enzyme complex.
CCUUUCUGGCACGGCGCCCAAUAAUUUCGACCCGACUCCCAGUCCUUCCAUACUUCUCGGCUUCUCUCGCCCAUCAUAUCUCAACUCCGAUCACUGUGACCUCAACCACCGCUCUGCUUUGGCUUUCAGCUCAAGCCUAUGGCGAUGUACGUCUUUUCACGGCGAGUAACCGCCGGAUCGACGCAGUUAACGGCGUUCCGUUACGCCACUACUUGCUGGAGGAACUAUUCGACGUCGUUUCGCGAGGAAAGGGACACCUUUGGACCCAUUCUCGUCCCCUCAGACAAACUAUGGGGAGCUCAAACUCAGAGAUCGUUGCAGAACUUCGAUAUCGGCGGCGACCGCGAACGAAUGCCGGAGCCUAUUAUUCGCGCCUUCGGUGUCCUCAAGAAAUGUGCUGCCAAGGUGAACAUGGAGUAUGGUCUUGACCAAUCUAUAGGGAAAGCUAUAAUGCAGGCUGCACAAGAAGUGGCCGAGGGGAAGCUAAAUCAGCACUUUCCACUUGUUGUGUGGCAAACUGGUAGUGGAACACAAAGCAACAUGAAUGCCAAUGAGGUCAUUGCAAACAGAGCAGCUGAGAUACUUGGACAUAAGCGCGGCGAGAAGUUUGUGCAUCCGAAUGACCAUGUUAAUAGAUCACAGUCGUCUAAUGACACUUUCCCAACCGUCAUGCACAUUGCAACUGCGAUGGAAGUAAAUUCAAGACUGGUACCAAAUUUGAAAACUUUGCAUUCUUCUCUACAACAAAAGUCGGAUGAGUUCAAAGAUAUUGUUAAAAUUGGACGCACUCACACACAAGAUGCAACACCUUUGACUCUUGGGCAAGAGUUUAGCGGCUAUUCUACACAGGUGAAGUAUGGAAUCGAGCGAGUCUUGUGCACUCUACCCCACAUGUAUCAGCUGGCACAGGGUGGUACUGCUGUUGGGACUGGACUGAAUACAAAGAAGGGAUUUGAUGUAAAGAUAGCUGCAGCAGUAGCUGAUGAAACAAACUUACCAUUUGUCACUGCAGAAAACAAGUUUGAAGCUUUGGCUGCACAUGAUGCUUUUGUGGAAACUAGUGGAGCCCUGAAUACAGUUGCUACUUCUCUGAUGAAAAUAGCUAAUGACAUACGUUUAUUAGGAAGUGGUCCACGAUGUGGUCUUGGUGAACUCAUUCUUCCUGAAAAUGAGCCUGGAAGCAGCAUUAUGCCGGGGAAGGUUAACCCAACCCAGUGUGAGGCUAUCACAAUGGUUUGUGCUCAGGUUAUGGGUAACAAUGUGGCCAUUACAGUAGGUGGAUCUAAUGGUCAUUUUGAACUAAAUGUAUUCAAGCCAAUGAUUGCUAGUGCUCUCCUACACUCUGUUAGAUUACUUGGGGAUGCAUCUGCUUCCUUUGAAAAGAACUGUGUUAGAGGAAUUGAAGCCAACAGGGAAAGAAUCUCAAAGUUACUUCAUGAGUCACUGAUGUUGGUCACGUCCUUGAAUCCUAAAAUUGGUUAUGACAAUGCUGCGGCAGUUGCAAAGAAAGCCCACAAGGAAGGAUCCACUUUGAAGGAUGCUGCAUUAAAACUUGGGGUGCUAACGAGUGAAGAGUUUGAUAAUCUUGUGGUGCCCGGGAAGAUGAUUGGCCCGUCUGACUGACAGUUUCUCAGGAUCUAGGCUUUAUGUUUCAUCAUUGCAUUUUCUCUCUCCAGAUGAAAUAAUGAUUCAACAUUGAUGUGAUUCAUAAUGAUUACAAACUAUAUUCUUGAGGUUUCCCCACAGUUGAAUUGGGUCUCUCAGGGAAAUGCCUCCAAAUUUUGUAACAACACGUACGCUCAGAAUAAAAUAGAGGAAAUAUUACUUUACCGUAUUGAACAGAAACAUGUGAUGAACCUGUUUCUUUCAUUUGUAUCAACACAGUGAAUAGGAGAUGAGCGAUCUAUUUCCUAUUAGA